Messenger RNA from Trypanosoma conorhini, 2705 nucleotides. RefSeq lists its product as uncharacterized. The record is from RefSeq and is a predicted model, not a curated record. The annotation marks the transcript as partial. Gene Ontology annotation, molecular function: DNA binding; endonuclease activity. The transcript has a single exon. NCBI's taxonomy places the organism in Eukaryota, Euglenozoa, Kinetoplastea, Trypanosomatida, Trypanosomatidae. Gene Ontology annotation, biological process: DNA repair.
CAAGAUGCAGGGCACAACUCUUCGGCCGGUGAACGAUGCGGGGCAAUUCACCGCACCGCGCCCCAGGCUGAUGGUACUCACCUCGGAGAAGGGCUGGCCGUGCUUGCUGCAGGAGGGAACAGACAUGAAAGACUGCUACGUCAACCGUGAGGCAGAUCGUGUUUGGCGGAUCGUCCAGGGCGACCUAAGCGGGGCGUUCGGCGUUGCGGGGCAGCAAUACUUUGGCCUGCGGCGGCGUCUCGUGAUUGGGACGCCCGGGAUGGGGGCGUCGAUGAGCGUUGGCUUCUACCUCCUCCACCAGCUGCUGCGCUACGACGCCGGGCAACUCCGGGUGGUUGUGUACUGCUUUGGGGGGGACUUGGCGUACGUGUUUGACACGACGUCGAAAACAGUGAGCGUGCACGGGGGUGCGGACAACGUCACCGAGCUUUUGUACGAUUUGGCGUGGCCCCCGGCGAAGAAGUCGCACCUUGACGCGGUGCUGGGGCUUUGGACUACGAGAACUCCGCAGCGAGGCACUGCUGCGAGCACGACGGAGACCAAGACGACUUCACUCCUCGAGAAGGUUCCACGCCGUGCCCGGCGUGGGGAGGUGAAGCGGUCUGCGUGCAGACCGGCCGACAAAACUGCACGACCGAUUCGUUUCGGUCACUCCGUCGACAUCACCCGCUGCGGGGAUGUCCACAAGAACCCGGGCCCCGAUGAGGACGGCUCCGUUGUCGUCUGGCAGCUGAACAUCGCGGGCCUUUCGCCUGUCAAGAACAUCGCAUUAGCUGCACGUCUGGCCCGGCACCAGCCAGACAUCGUUCUCCUCCAGGAGGUCAAGAACCAGAGUGCCACGGCGACGAAGUUUAUUGGGUACACGGACUUCCAUCAGGCCCGCGGUGGGCGUGGCGGUGGCGUUGCUGUUCUGGUCCGCCACACCCUGCCGUGCGAGUGCCUGACGCUCCCUGGCACCGACCCCCUGGAGGCUAUUGCCGUUUGCGUGUUCCUGCCUGCUUUUCCCAGCAUCUGCGUGGUGAGUUUUUACAACCCCCCACCGGCACUGGCUCAUGCUGCUCAACUUGCGAGCAUUGUUCGGCGUCUCGGUUCUGCUGCGAUCGUCGCAGGAGACGUCAACCUCCACCAUGAGCUUUGGGACAGUCACCUGCCGCCGACGGAGGAAGCUGAACUCCUCGCGGCGGCGCUGGUUGACACGGGCUUUGAAAUCGCCAAUGACCUGGCGCAGGCCACGCGGCUCAGUGGGCGCAGUAUCUCGUCCCCGGACGUGACUGCCUACCGCGCCCUGCGCGUUUCCCACUGGAGCUCCACCCCCUACUUGGAUUCCGACCACUGUCUGAUCUCGUACUCCGUAGGGACAGAAGACGGCGUCCCGCGUUUGGCAAACGCUCUACCACGGCGGAAGAAAGCCACCUUUGCGCUGCGCAAAGCCGAUUGGCCCGCUUUCACUUCGCAAUGUGAAGCACUUCUGGCCUCUGUGUCCACAUGGCCGGAGUUUCGCAGAUGCAUUUUACGAGCGGCAAAGCGCACCAUACCGCGCGGCAGCCUUGCAAACCCCAAGACAAUUUGGACCGACGAAAUGGAGCAGGCCGAGUCUACUUUAUUGGCUGCAUUCAACGCACACUUAGCCUCACCAGGAGACAGCGUGCUGAGAGCUGAAUUUCUCCGGAAACGGGAGGACCGAAAUCUCGCCCUUCGCCGCGGCUUCACUAAGCUGUUGGAAGCCCGUGCACAAAGGCUUGGAGCGGAUUCGAGCCCAAGCUGGCGAUACCUCCGAGGCAUGGCGGCGCCGCGCCCCCACCCUCUGGAAUCGGUUGUGCUGCGGUCCUCUCGCGACCGCGUCUGCGCCCUGCCACGCCAGCAGGCAAAUCUCCUUGUCCGCCAUUUUGUCCGUGUUUCGCGUGCCCCCGCACCACUGGCGGCGUCUUGCACCCGCUGUCUCCGCCUGCCCCCGGGCGAGUGGGAAAUGGAUCGGCCCUUCACGCCCUACGAGCUGGACUUGGCCAUCCGCGACUCCUCGCACGGCACAGCCCCUGGCCCGGAUGCCAUUCUGAAUGAAUUUCUGCAGCAUCUGGGACCUGUUGCCCGCGGGACACUUCGAACGAUGAUCAACAUCUGCCUUGCAGAUGGCUGUGUGCCGAUGCCCUGGAAAAUAGGGGAGACAAUCCCUGUCCCUAAAUUUGGGAAGGAUCCCUGCCGCGCAGAGAGCUAUAGACCGAUUACGUUGCUCUCUGCCUUGCUUAAAGUGACCGAGAAAAUGGUUCACCGUCGCCUGUCUGCGUUACUGCCGCACCACCCACGUCAAUUUGGCUUUGUGUCAUCGCGCAGGACCUCAGAUGUAGUGACUCUUGUCCUUGACAGGAUCACGCGAGGGUUGAAUGAGUUCAGCAUGGUGGAGUAUGAGCGCCCUAGUGGAGGCGCUCCCUCGCUGCACCCUCGCCGUCACCGCUCCCUGGUGGUCUUGAUAGACUUUUCGACUGCGUUCGACACCAUUGACCACGGGAAGUUGCUGGUCAUGCUCGACAGGCUCCCGCGCCUUGGCCCCCGCACGAAACGCUGGUUGCGCAACUACCUGCGGGGCCGAUACGUUAGGGUGAGGGUCCGCGAACAGACUUCGCGGCUACAACUCACCUCCGCUGGGGUGCCCCAGGGCAGUGUGCUGGGGCCCCAGCUCUUCUCUAUUACGUGGAUGACCUGCUGCGCCG